UUAACAUUUCAAUAAUUGCACCCCGCUCCAGCGCUCAGCAACUGCGCGUGCGCAGACCAGCGGACACGCAGGCGACAGCUGUUCUGUACAACUGCGCGGGUUUUUGUUUUUUUUCUCCCAUCCUUACCCCCCUACACGUGCAUUGAUGGCGGCAGUGUAAGUCUUGUGUACUGACGCAGUGACUGUCUUUCUCUCACCAAACCGGUCCCAGAAGCGAUAACAUAUUGUGUGACGGAUCUUGAGGAUACCAUCUCCUGGCAACGCUGGAAGUUUUUGAAAUACUUUUUGGUCGUUGAAACGUCUUCGACGGGGGAAAAGUUCUGGUUUGAGCGCCACGUGUUUUUCUGCUCCGUUCACUCAUCGUCCCCCGAGAAACCUCAAAGUCAUCGCUGGUCCGGUGCGGAUCGGCACGGGAGAAAAGUCAGUCUUUCUCCCAGCAGAGCUGGCAGCAUGUGGGGCUGUUCCCUUCUUUAAUGCUAGUUUCUGAAUAUUUCACCUACCCAGUUGAUCGAACUUAAUAUUUACCCAGUUCAGACAAACACAAAAUCAGUAUCUCGUCAGCGCGAGACGCCUUUGCCACCAGCAACAAGUGAAAUCGAACUGACGCGAGCUUUCGACAUCCCAGUGAACAAAGAUGACUGGACAAGGAUUCGCUACCAUAUCUUGGAAGGCGCAAUGGCUUAUCGUGGUCUGCUGUAUGUAUGCUGUACAAGCUGAGAUAGACCCAUGCACGCCGCAGCACGUGCACCUGUCUCUUGGCGAAGGCGUGAGCGAGAUGGUGGUGAUGUGGGCCACGAAUGGCACGUGCAGCAUUCACGUGGAGUUCGGCACCGCGCCCUGGAACCUUGAGGAGAGCGCCACUGGGGCCAGUGCCACCUUCACAGAACACAACACGCAGGGGCUACAGUCUCUGCACAGGGUCAAACUGAAAGAUCUGCAGCCGGCUACUACCUACUACUACCGUCCAGUCAGCCAGGGCGUCAGUGCAGGACCUUUCUACUUCAAGUCACUGCCCUUGGACAAUCAAUCGUUAACGGACGUGCUGUUCACUGGAGACCUGAGCCUGCACUCCGAAUUGAUAUCCAUUGUGCAGAAGAAGGUUUUGUCUGGUCAGUUCUCUGUUGUCCUUAGUGCUGGAACUUUUGCCUCGGACAUGAGCGCUGCCAACGGCGUGGCAGGAGAUGACUACAUGGCGGCUUUACAGCCAGCAGCAGCUCUCAUUCCUUACCUGACCGCACCUGGUGAAAAUGAUGUCGAAGGAGGACAGUACUCCCACUAUCGCCACAGAUUUGCAAUGCCAGGUGCGCCUUGGCCUAUGGAUGCGAACAACCUUUGGUACAGUUUUCAUCUCGGCCCAGUUCACUUUGUGAGCUACUCGACAGAGGUCUUUCUUGAGUCUGGAGACAGCCGAGCGAAGACACAGAAAGACUGGCUGACCAAUGACCUCACUCAGGCCAACAAAGAGCGUGACAAACGCCCUUGGAUUGUAGCUUUCGGGUAUCGACCCAUGUACUGUACGUCUCCGGAACACCACGAGUGUGCCACCAACUCCUCCCGCGUCAGAGCCGGACUGGAAGACUUGUUCUACUAUUAUGGGGUAGAUAUCGUGCUUCAGUUCCAUGAAGAUAACUACGAGCGGCUGCUGCCCACUUUGCGGGGCGUGGUCCUGGCCACCAACUACACAAACCCAAGGGCGCCCACACAGAUCGUGUAUAGCUCCUCCGGCAGCAAGGAGGCUAUCGUGGAACCCUCUGCCAACAGCACUACAACACCGCCGUGGUCAGCGCUGAGAAUAACAAACGGCACACAGCCAGCUUACGGCCAACUGCGCAUCAUCAAUGCGUCGCAUGCUCACUGGGAGUUCCGGUCAGGUACAGACGACAGCCUGCUCGAUUCUCUGUGGAUAGUGCAGGAGAAUCACGGGAAAUUCCAGCUCGAAGAUCUUCCCUCGGAUCUGGGAAAAGCCAUAGACCAUACACUGGAGGCGUCAGGAGGCAAGCCAGGACACCUCAACGUCAGGGAUCCCGAGAAAGAACACGAAGCGAGCGAGUCGUUCGCGCAAACGGACCAGACGAGGCGCCUCAUCAUCGGGGCCUCCUUCGGCGGCUUCGUCCUCUUCCUUCUCAUAAUCGUGCUGGUCGUCAAACUACGCAAGCGCACACGGAGGGUGACUCGGCGGUGGGACUCUGUGGACUUCAAGUACGGCAAGACCAAGCUGUACGCGCCUGCAAACGAUGACCUGGAUGACGACAAGGAGGAAGACAACGACUUCGAGGCGGACAUCCCAGACGGCACUUUGCAGACGGCGAAACUCAUCAACGGCAAAACGAGACGAUUUGCCAAAUGCAGAAUAGAACGAUCGUGUGCCAUGUUUACGACGCAGUUUAAUUUUCCUGUUGUGUUCUUCCUGUUCUUCGCUUAUUAUCUUAUUAGUGUUGCAGAGAACAGUUUCAGCGAAGAUGAAGCACAGUGCAUGCCUCAACAGGUGCACCUGUCUUAUGGAGACAGUUUGGACAAGAUGGUGGUAAUGUGGGCAACUCUGGGCCCUUGUAGUACCAAGCUAAAAUAUGGCUUAUCACCAUGGCUUAUGAAUCAAGAAGCUGUCGGUCAAAGUGCCACUUUCACCGAAAGCAAUUCCUUGGGUCUGCAGUAUCUUCAUCGUGUUGAGAUUGUGAAUCUACCACCAUCAUCAACAAUAUUUUAUCGCCCCAUGAGCAACAGUAUUGGGAGUGAACCCUUCUACUUUAAAACUCAACCAGAAAGUUCUGUUAAAAUGUCACCUGGAUUCCUUGUGUUUGGAGACUUAGGGGUCCAUACAGAGACCAUCCCCUCCCUUGUAGAAGAAGCCCUCAAGGGAGAAUACACAGCUCUGCUGCAUGUAGGGGAUUUUGCCUACGACAUGCAUGAAAAUGGGGGACAGGUUGGAGAUCAAUUCAUGAGAUUGAUAGAACCAGUUGCUGCUUAUCUCCCUUACAUGACAUCACCAGGAAAUCAUGAAAUCACUGGUAAUACAUUUGCACACUAUCAACACAGAUUUUCUAUGCCUGGGACAUCCUGGCCAAUCCCACUUGAUAAAAUGUGGUACAGUUUCAAUGUGGGGCCUGUACAUUUUGUAAGCUAUUCAAGUGAAGUUUUCUUUACACUAAAUGGAUCAAUGAUAACAAAUCAACACAACUGGCUUGUGGAUGACCUAACAAAGGCCAAUGAGAGACGAUCUGAACAGCCAUGGAUUAUUGCCUAUGGUCAUCGGCCCAUGUACUGUUCAACAAAAAAUAAUGAUGACUGUACAAAGAACUACUCUCUUGUGCGCGCAGGACUUGAAGAUUUGUUUUACAACUUUGGUGUGGACUUGGUUCUUCAAGCACAUGAGCAUAAUUAUGAGCGGCUAUACCCUAUGAUGAAGGGGAUUGUAUUGUCUACAGAUUAUGUCAACCCCAAGGCACCUGUACAGAUUAUUUCUGGAGCUGCAGGAAGUAAACAUGGCUUUGAAGAUUUCCAGCCACCUCCGCAGCCUGACUGGUCUGCAGUGCGCGUUGCUGGAAUGGCAUUCAACAGCUAUGGUCGUCUGCACAUCUACAAUGACAGCCAUCUGCACUGGGAGCAAUGUUCUUUUGAGAAUGGUACCAUUAUUGACUCCUUGCUGAUAGUGCAGCAUAAUCAUGGCAAAUUCCAGCUGAGUGAUCUUCCAGUCAUUGUUGGCAACCAAGUUAAAGAGAGUUUGCCAAUUACUAAGAGUAUGGUGACAGAGGUAAUACCCUCAGGUGAUGUUAAACAAGAUUCAGGGUUAGCAAGUGCAGCAAAACCACUGGCCAUUGGCAUGUCUCUUGGUAUUCUAGUCAUUAUAGCUGUAGCUGUGGUUGCAGCAUUCAAGUUAUCCCAAAAGAAAAGGCCUGCUGCACGUCGAUGGGACAUGAUGGAAUUUAAUUAUGACAAAAAGUUAUAUGCUCCAACAAAGGAAGAAGCAUAUUAUGAUGAUGAUUUUGAGUUGGACAUGGCUGAUGGAUCACUGCCUACUCGGAAAUUGCUCAGUAAUAGUGAUUAAAAAAAAAAUUCCUUGCCAUCUUCCUCUUUCAGAAUGGUUUCAUUUUAUUAUAUAAUCUGCUUCCUUGUGAUAACACAUUUUUUCUAGAGGAAUAUUUCUUUAAAAAUUUAUAUUUAUUUAUGACAUGUUUUGGUCUGGUUUAUAUCUCCACAUUCCACUUAAUAGGCAGAGCAGUUUUUAUAUAUGUUGUUUCUGCUGUUGUUUUUUUUUUAAUUAGGAAUAUGUUUUUAAUAUAAUCUCACAAAGUAGUAGAAGUGCCUUCUGUUAACCAACUGUUUAAAUAAUGAUCCCAGGUUGCUGUCAGCCAAGUAGGAAGUUGUUAGAAAAGUUAAAUCUGUGCUAACCGAAGUGCCUCCUAGUUUCAGUUUGCUAAACACACACGUGUGUGUGUGUAUGUGUGCGAGAAAGUGUCACAACAGUUCCACAUAGUUCAUUGACAGCAACCUAGAAGACUAGCACAUACUGCUAAUAACAGAAGGUGAGCUUUGAGAUUAUUUGUCAGAAAUAUAAGAACAAAUGUACAAAACAUUUAUUUUUAUUUACAUCUUUUAUGGCCACUUUUUCUUACCCAGAACUUCCUUAUGCUUUGCUGUGCAAUGUAUUUAUCUGAACACAUGAGGCCAUAAGGUUUCUGCAAAAUUAAGCUUGAUGGAGGCAUAGAACAAGCCAUGAUUUAUGUCAAGAUUUUGUGAUGACCUAGCAUGAACUGAAAAAAUCUCCUUACAAGAGAAUUUUUCCUCCAAUUUUGAAAAUUAUUAGCUGUACGUUUUUUGUUCGCUGCAGUACCUUUAAUAAUUAGGAUGCAGAUUAUCUUAUGUAAGAUCAUGUUAAAGUAUUCUUACCAAUCAUAUUGUGAAAUGUGCAUCAGAGUAACUUUUAAUUUUUUUUUUUUUAACUUGUAGUGAUCCAAGCAUGUGCUGCAAUUUUGUCAAAGAGAGGGCUAAUGUUAUACAUACCUAAAACAAAAUUUAGUGACCUAGGAAAGCAGUUCACACUGAGUGUGGAGCCCUAUUUUGCAUUUGAUGGAAUAAAUAGUGCGGACAUGCUCUUUCUGUUCUG
Molecule: messenger RNA, 5101 nt
Organism: Pomacea canaliculata
Lineage: Eukaryota; Metazoa; Mollusca; Gastropoda; Architaenioglossa; Ampullariidae
Exons: 20
Coding region: 635-4042 (1135 amino acids)
Molecular function (GO): metal ion binding; acid phosphatase activity
Source: RefSeq, a predicted model, not a curated record